UUGCUGAGACGAUUAAAAAAUUAGAAGAAUGAAAAACCUUGGGGGGCAAUUGCAAUUUUGACCAAAAUCUCAUAACUUGGACACAUUCAGCUACGACAACAUUAAAAUAAUCGGAAUAAUUAAUUAACAAAAUAGCAAAAAAAGCAUCAAAUACACGCACAACAAAAUUAUCUCACCGCGUUAUCGUCGUUAUAUACACACACACACACAAGAGACUUAUUUCAAAAAUCCGGACACGUUCGUUUGAUCGGAAAAAAACAUGAGCAUCUUCACCAAGAAACCUACGGCCAGAGAAAUGGUUCGAGAGAGUAAACGAGAUAUGGCCAACGCUACUAGAGGUAUAGAAAAAGAAAUCAGCACAUUGCAAUUAGAGGAAAAGAAGCUUGUCGCUGAGAUAAAGAGAACUGCUAAAACAGGGAAUGAGACAGCAACAAAAAUCCUAGCACGCCAGUUAGUCAGGCUCCGCCAACAAAUAGCCAAUUUACAAAGCAGUCGAGCUCAGAUGCGAGGUAUGGCGACUCACACUCAGGCAAUGUCUGCUCAGACUUCUGUAGCUAUUGGUAUGCAAGGUGCCACUAAAGCUAUGGCUGCAAUGAAUAAGCAAAUGGACCCCGCGAAGCAGAGGAAAGUGAUUCAAGAAUUCCAGAAGCAAUCAGCGCAAAUGGAUAUGACCACUGAAAUGAUGUCGGAUACAAUCGAUGAUGCUUUGGACAACGACGAGGCUGAGGAUGAAACAGAGGACUUGACAAACCAGGUGCUCGACGAAAUUGGUGUAGACGUCGUCUCACAGUUGUCAUCUGCUCCAAAAGGAAAAAUUGCUGGGAAGAAGGCACAGGAUGUUGGCAGUUCAAGCACUGAUGAUCUAGAGAAGAGAUUAGCUGCCCUCAGGAAUCCUUGA
This is a messenger RNA of Erythranthe guttata (spotted monkey flower), 898 nucleotides long. RefSeq names its product vacuolar protein sorting-associated protein 2.3 (gene VPS2.3). Gene Ontology annotation, biological process: vacuolar transport. NCBI's taxonomy places the organism in Eukaryota, Viridiplantae, Streptophyta, Magnoliopsida, Lamiales, Phrymaceae. The record is from RefSeq and is a predicted model, not a curated record.